Molecule: messenger RNA, 2997 nt
Organism: Solea senegalensis (Senegalese sole)
Lineage: Eukaryota; Metazoa; Chordata; Actinopteri; Pleuronectiformes; Soleidae
Gene: lrrc53
Product: leucine rich repeat containing 53
Exons: 3
Coding region: 441-2717 (758 amino acids)
Source: RefSeq, a predicted model, not a curated record
AAAAAAGGCUUUUGUUUUCUGUCAUGUUGAACUAAUUCUGAUGAUUAAAUUUAAAGGCUCAUGUGUGGACGGUGACUCUGUGUGUGUGUGUGUGUGUGUGUGUGUGGCUCUCAGGUGACACACCUGCACUGAGCAUGCUCCAAACAUGACCUGGUAACCUAAGCCUGAGAUAAAUAUCCACAGCACCUGCUACACCGCUAUAGCAACCAGUGAAAUGAUGUGAGAUGAACUCCUUUAACAUCACAUUCAAACUAACAUUCAUAUGGAUUAAUAGCCUGCGUGGAGUGUACCAUGUCCCCCGUGGGGGUGGACCUUUGGGUGCCGAGCAACAGGUUCCUCUGACACCUCGUCCCUGCUUGGUUGUAAACAUGACGCUGGAACCAGUCUGGACACUCAGUCUGGACACCACACUGCAGACAGAGACCGUGUGACGCGGUGUGAUGCCGCGGUCAUACGUUCGAGAUCUGGCCAUCACUGCAGUCAUCUGCUUCACCGGUGGCGUUGGCUUAACUCUGCUGGCAGUCCUGAUAUACUACCGGGUGUCCCAAAGGAAGAAACAAAGAGAAAGAGAACGACUGAAAGAGGACGACGAAAGAAACACCACAGUGAUCAGCAACCACGUCAGCCACCUCCAUCCUCCUGGCAAUCAACAAUUUGAAGGUAAAGCCAUGGUGAUGGACACAAGGGUGGAAAACCAUGGUGGUCAUGUUAGGCCCAGAAUGGAGGACGAUGGCAGCCAUUUUAGGUGUUUGGAUUGUGCCAUCAAACAACAGAGGGGGGAGUGGCCUAGUCAAAUGAGAGGGAACAAUGGGAUAAACAGAGCGAUGGAGGUAGAGGAGGAAACUGAGAGGAGGAAAAUGAGGAUUCUGACGGAGGAAGAGAAGAGGAAACCAAGGAAAGGAAUCCUGAGCAUCGGCAUUCCUGACAAGUUUCUUUCUCUUGGCAACUCCAACUCUGUCUCUCAUCCAGGGAGAGAAACCUUCAACGAGAGACCAGAGAUCUUAUCAUCUUAUAAAACAGACAGAGACACUGACAGCUUCAGGACUGACCGUAAGAAUAAUGGACAUGAGACGUCUUUACACUGUGAGAGCUGCCACAGGACAUACAGACCACCAGGAAGGAAUCACACCUACACAAGCUUCCCUCCACAACACAGAAUGACUGACAGGGAUAGAAGCAUUUACCACAAACAACUUGACGUGAUGAUGAUGAACAGAGACUUUAGAAGAGAAUCAAGAAAUGUAACAUUUGAUCUGGAAGGUCUGAGAAACCUAGAACAAGGAGACAUUCAAGGUGAGGACAAGAGGGAGGAGAAGUUGAGGAGCCCCAGACACAAGGAGAAAGGAAGGAAGAAGAAGCAAUUGAAGGUGAAACUAAACUUGAGCCCUCUACGAAAAAACAAAGUCCACCCAAAAAGGAAAAACGAGCAGGGACACAGCUCUAAGAAAGGUAAGGAGAAUAGACGGGAUGGAAAAGAAAGAGAAGAAAAGGAAGAGAAACCAAAGUCUAGUAAGAAAACAAAGGAAAGCAACAAGAAAACUACGAAAUCCACAGACUCUCCUGACAAAGAGAGGAGGAAAAAAGAGGAUAAAGACGGAAAAAGCACAAGCCUCUCUGAGCAGGAAACAACUUUAAAAAGUGAGCAAGGUGGUCGAGAAGAAACAACACCUGCCCAGGAAGAGAACACGGACCCAGGUAACUCUCGAUCCGGUGAUUCUGCCAAUAAUGCUGACCAGCAGACUCUUUCUACUGCCACUGGACAAGGACACAAUGUGCAGACUGGGAGUAUUCAAUAUCACGAAGCUGGAAUGGUUCUGAGGAACCAGGCCACCAACCUUUCUCUGCUGGGUUCAACCGCCUCACGACUGACUGGCAGCAGCCUCUCAAUCCAAGGGGGUAACAUGCUACUCAACACCAUGGCCUCAGGAUCCAAAUCACUUGCACCUGCCAUAGCAAUCAGUGGACCGAACCUGGCCUCCAGUGGUGGCCUGGGUGGCUUUGGUAGACAAACUGGUGUUGGCAUCGUGUCUCCUGCUACUUCUCUUCUGGCUAAUGUUGUGCAUGCUAACUCACUACAAGCAAGUGGCAUGCAACCACCUCUGCUUCAUAACUCUCAGGUUGGAGGGCUUUCCACUAACUUAGCUGCAAACCCAGGUAUUAUCCAGACCCUAUCGCAAAGCCAGCUGACUCCAGACAGUUCUCCUGUUGUAACUAGACAAACGAAUGGUCCAGGAUCAGGCCUUCAGAAAGCGGAGGGUCCACAUCAACCAUCUGCAGAAUCCCAAGCACCCCAGACCAAGAACGGCCUCCCUAUGCAGGCCCAGGCACCUCAAAAUACAGAGGGUUUGUCUGGGGUGACCGAUCAGGUACUGGCUUUGGUGACUCCAGUGGAAAGUCUGUCAGGCAACAAUAGCCAGACGGGGACUGGGAAGGUACCAGAUAGUUCUUCACUAAAUGGAGGCAAUGUGGGACCAGCAGUGGGAUUGUCUGGAGACAACAAGGAGGCAACAGAUAUGUCAUUAUCAGGUGUUUCCGUACCUAGCGUAUCUACACAGAAUGGACCUUCUACAGGUGGUGCUGACGGAACUACUGCCCUCCUGCAGCAGGAGUAUGUGUCAGAGGAGGGAACCUCCUCCCCAAGGAGAAAACUGAGGCUGGUGCUUCCUGAGAAAACAUCCAGUCGAGCACCGACGGCACUGGAGAAGAAAAUACGUUAGAAUCUCACACUAUACUGCAAGUUCUGCUCUUGCAGGUGAUUAAAUGGGUUCUUUAUUCAUUUAUUUAUGUCGGAAAUACUGUAAAUCCAAAACAUUCAGCUUUUACACACACAUUUGCAUUGCAAAUUAAUCUUUGCUUGGGAUUUUGUCCAUAUGUUCUUUACACUCGUUUCACACUGUAACUAAAUGUCAUUUGUAAUAUUUGGGGUGUUUUACAUGUUUGAUGUGACUUUACUUUUAUAAUUGAAGGACUUUUUAAAGAUUUGUGUUUCCUCGUACA